This is a messenger RNA of Kluyveromyces lactis, 300 nucleotides long. RefSeq names its product Snn1p (gene SNN1). The record is from RefSeq and is a predicted model, not a curated record. The transcript has a single exon. Bases 1 to 300 code for a protein of 99 amino acids. NCBI's taxonomy places the organism in Eukaryota, Fungi, Ascomycota, Saccharomycetes, Saccharomycetales, Saccharomycetaceae.
AUGGAUAUUGAUGCAGAAGAUGCUACAAAGUCUGGUUUACACCCGAUUGAGCUAUGCGUUUAUUCUCUUUUGAGUGGCAAUUUAGAAAGCAUAUACCAAUCGAUUAAUGAAUUAAGGGAAUCACAAGCAGUGCUGAUACUGCGGCUUAAGCAAUUGAGAGAAACAUGCAAAGAUGAGCAAGAUCGUAUCAAUAAAUAUUGUUCGUUAAAUGCAGAGAUUGAGAGGCUGGAUAAACUUGAAACCAAAGUUGACGUUGUCUUAAAGAGGUACGAGAAAAUGGUGGGAUCCAUAUCGGAAUAA